AUGUCCGUCCACCGUACAUUCCACGUCGGCCGCCGCUUCCUCCACGUGACGUCACCCGGUCUGGCGCUCCACGGCCCGCCUCCCGGGGGCGCCGACUGGAGGACGCGCCAGUACGACAGCUCCUCAGACAACGACGAUAUCGCACCGGACGUGGCCGUUCAGCCUGCCUCCAUCGUGCUGCAGCCGGCCAAGUCCGGCGACCUGAGCUGUCGCGAGCUAGGUGGAUACCCGGGCCGCGGCGGCGCGCCGUACGGCGGCGAGAUGGCCGCCGUCCGGCCCGACCACCUGCACUACGCUUCCAAGCCCGUCUCGUCGGGCAUCUACCAGUCGCUGACGCGGCGCGGGCGCCGCGGGCCCGGCCACAAGCACGGCUCGCUCAGCUCGUCCGACAACAACUCCGACACGACUACGUACGCCGAGGGCGAGAUGCGCUCCAAGAUGGAGGCGCUGCAGAGCGGUCUGCACACGCCGCCGGAGCCUGCGCCGCCAGAGGUGCCCUCGCGCGGCCCCUCCUCGCACCAGGCGGUCCGCUCUCUGCAGCGACUGCAGUCCGGCUACGCGCCGGACACGGACGGCGCCUUGCCCAGCCCCUCAGAGUAUCGAUUGCCAGGAAGUCCAAGGUCACACAGGGGGCCGUCCCCCCUGCCCCUGCGCGGCUACAAUCCCAGCGACCCGGACAGCUACGCCAGCCUGAACGGAGCGCAGACCAGGCUGGUGAUGGACGGGCAGAAGGGCGGCGCCAGUGACACCGUCAUGCCGCUCGUCAUGCCCGUUUACCCGGUGCGCAACAACCUGUGCCACCACGUGGCGCCGCCGGCCUACUCGCCCGAGCGCAACCAGCUGAAGGAGGAGUGCCGCUACCGCUGCAGCUGGCGGCUGGCCACCGGCUGCCUGGCGCUGCUCUGUCUCCUCCUGCUGGCGCUCAUGGCCUACUUCGCAGCGACCGGUGGCAGUGCCGGCAGCGCGGAGCGGUCCCAGUGCGUCUACGUCGAGGACGCGGUGGUGAUGGCCCCGGACAGCACGAGACAUGUGGAAGCCAGCACCCUCCCAGCCGACCCAGCCCGUCCGCCGCCUCCUGGGGCAGCGGCCCCUCCGCCUCGCACGCCGCCGCCGCCGCCGCCCCCCGCCAGUCUGACCCUGGGCGCGCCCGUGGCGCACCGGGUGGCGCCGCGCGAGCUGUGGACCCUCGAGCACGACACCAUCCAGCCGCAGCUGGUGAACCUGAACCUGACGGCGCCGUGGUCGGCCAGCCUGGCGGUGUACGGCAGCCGGAACGUACCGCCGAGCGUGACGCAGCACGAGUUCGCGGCGUUCGUGCGGGGCGGCCGGGUGCAGCGCGGCCCGCGCGGCCUGGCGCGCUCUGUGCGCGCCCUGCCUGAGCACCCGGUCAACGUGACCGUGACCGAGUACCUGGAGCCCGGCCACUGGUACCUGGCCGUGCUGAACGACGACCCGGCGCCGGCCGAGGUGCGGCUGGUGCUGGCGGCCGGCGACGUGGCCACGCUCCGCUGCCCGGCCGACUGCUCCGGCCACGGCACCUGCCACCUGGGCGUCUGCGCGUGCGGCCCCGAGUACAGCGGCGACGACUGCGCCACCAGUGUGUGCCCGGUGCUGUGCAGCAACCACGGCACGUACGGCGGCGGCCGGUGCCACUGCGACGACGGCUGGAAGGGCGCCGAGUGCGACCUGCCCGCCACCGACUGCGUUAUCGCCGACUGCCACGGCCACGGCACCUGCCGCGUCGGCCAGUGCGUCUGCGCCCCCGGCUGGAAGGGCGAGUUCUGCCAGACCGCGGACUGCUCCGACCCGACCUGCUCCAACCACGGCGUGUGCUCGGAGGGCGUGUGCGUGUGCCUGGCCGGCUGGGUCGGCUCCAGCUGCCAGCUGCCGGACGAGCGGAUCCGCCGCUGCCUGCCCGACUGCUCCGGCCACGGCGUGUUCGACCUGGCGCGCGACCGCUGCCUCUGCGACCACAUGUGGACCGGCCGGCAGUGCGCCAAACCGCGGUGCGACCUGGACUGCGGCCCACAUGGCUCCUGUCAGGCCGGCGACUGCGUUUGCGACUCCGGCUGGACCGGCCAGCUCUGUGACCUCAGGUCAUGCGACCCGCGGUGCUCCCAACACGGCCAGUGCAAGAACGGAACCUGCGUCUGUCUGCAGGGUUGGAACGGUCAACACUGCAGCAUUCCCGGCUGCCCGGAUGGGUGUAGCGGCAGGGGCUCCUGCACCAUGCAGGACCAGUGGUACUCCUGCUCCUGCCACGACGGCUGGGACGGCACCAACUGCUCCAUCAAGCUGGAGAUGGACUGCCGCGACGGUGUCGACAAUGACGGAGACGGCAUGGUGGACUGCAGCGACUCGGAGUGCUGCUGGGACGCCAGCUGCGCGGCCAGCCUGAUGUGCCUGAUCUCGCCGGAGCCGGUCGGCGUGCUGCUCGGAAAGCAGCCCGCCCGCCAGACGGCCUCCUUCUACCAGCGCGUCAAGUUCCUCAUCGAGGAGAAGUCGGUGCAGGACUACGCCGAGAAAGACGAGUACAGCGAGAGUCGAUUCUGGAGUGCGUUCGAGCCGCGGCGCGUCUCGGUCAUUCGCGGCCGCCUGGUGUCCUCGCAAGGCCUGGCAUCGCCGGCGUCCGUGUCAGUGUCAACAGGGACACCAGGUUCGGCCUGACACUCAGCCGGAAGGACGGCUGGUUCGACUUCAUGGUGAACGGCGGCGGCGCGGUGAACCUGCAGUUCCAGCGGGCGCCGUUCCGGCCGAUGACCCGCGCUGUGGCCGCCGC
Pollicipes pollicipes is the source of this 2779-nucleotide messenger RNA. Its product is annotated as teneurin-a. The record is from RefSeq and is a predicted model, not a curated record. Gene Ontology annotation, biological process: motor neuron axon guidance. Lineage: Eukaryota; Metazoa; Arthropoda; Thecostraca; Pollicipedomorpha; Pollicipedidae. The coding region runs from base 1 to 2667 and encodes 888 amino acids. The transcript is spliced from 17 exons.